Molecule: messenger RNA, 480 nt
Organism: Botrytis deweyae
Lineage: Eukaryota; Fungi; Ascomycota; Leotiomycetes; Helotiales; Sclerotiniaceae
Exons: 1
Coding region: 1-480 (159 amino acids)
Source: RefSeq, a predicted model, not a curated record
AUGGCCUUUACAACACGCUCAUUCUCUUUCAUCUCCCUCUCCCAUCCAUCCUCGUCUCUACCUCCCUACUCAGCACUCGCAUCCUCCAAAUCUCGCUCCAAACAGCCCAGAUAUCCUCGAAAAGAUCGAUCAAAAUCUAAAUCUAAGCGCAAUGACCCCAGUGAACAAGAACACGAACGAGAACUCCUCACUGAGGUAUCCCAAGGGGAAAAAGAUGAAGAGUGUCCGUGUCCUAGCUGUAUGUAUCCGGAUGUAGAUAGUGUGGGAAGUGCAUCUUCCUCAUCCUCGUCAUCCUCGUCAUCAUUCGACAAUCAUGAUAUCGAUUCAGAGGAAAGUUCCGAUAUUGCAGGAGUGGAAAAUGGAGGUAAAUAUCUCGAACGGCGGAAAAGGAGACGGGAAGGGGGGCGCGAAGUAAAGAUGAAGUGGGGAUUGGCUUGGUUGGGGGGGAGGGGGACGCGGGGGAGAGGAUACGGAUAUUGA